Messenger RNA from Nylanderia fulva, 3687 nucleotides. The record is from RefSeq and is a predicted model, not a curated record. Lineage: Eukaryota; Metazoa; Arthropoda; Insecta; Hymenoptera; Formicidae.
AUUGGUUCGAUAACGCUUAUUUUGAUUUAACUGUCGUAUAAAAGAUAAGUUGCGAGUUGCGACACCGCCUUGCGACUAAAUAUAGUACCAACUUAACGCAACGAGUUAACGAACUCAUUCUGUUAUUGUUCCGUGAUCGAUGAUCAUUCGUUGAAGUUCGUUGAAUGUUGAACUGUGCUUGUGAUAAUAUUUGUUCUUCUGGAGGCCUAUUCUGUAACUUUUAACAAAUGCGUUAUAACUGUAACGCAUGCGUUAGUCGUCGUAUCGUCGACGAAUUCAUGGUUAACAAAUGAAUUAUAGUUAUAACGCAUGCGUUAAAAGUUACAGAAUAAGUCUGCUGGAUCGAUUGCUAUUCUAAUAAAGAAGUCAUCACCAACAAAAAUGAGUGAAAGUCCACCGUUUAUUAUCAAAAUUUAUUACAUAACAUUAUUGUGAAUGCAGUAUAAGCAAUAUAUUUUAGUACUGAUGUUGUUCUUGUAUUAUUUUUACAUCUAUCAUAGGAAAGUAGGAAUCGUCGUAGAAAUACGAACAAGCAAAUAAUUAAUGAAUUAGUUAGGCAAUGUAGGAAUCAAAGAAAAUUGGACGAUUUAAGAAAUCGAAUUACUACUGUCUACAAGACAGAGGCUUCAUCCGAUGAAGAGGUUUCAUCCGAUGAAGAGGUUUCAUCCAAUGAAAAGGUUUCAUCCGAUGAAGAGAAUAAUGAAAUGCUGCCCAUUCCAGGGAUUGAAGAUAUUUCUUUAUUAGAAACAAAUUCUGAAGUAUCAACAGAAUCUGAUGCAUCUAUCGAUCAACUUGAAAAUGAAAAUAUGGAUGAUAACAAUAAUUAUAAUAAUGACAAUGACAGUGAAUUACAUUUUGAAGAUGAGAAUAAUGACAGCGAAGGAAGUGUUGAAAUUAAUGAUGCUAACAGAUAUAGUAACGAUGAAGAAAAUGAUGAUUUAAUGAUUGAAUUUGAAAAUGACGAACAGAGAGGACGCUAUGUUUUAAAAACAUUGAGGGAGUGGGCCCUUGAAGGAGGUGUGUUAUCUAUGAAGAAGUUAAAUGAUUUACUUCGUAGAUUGAGAGUAUUGUUUCCCAUCUUACCUAAAAGCUACAAAACCGUUAGGUGAUAAUGAAAAAAUUGUAGCAUCAAGACUUAUGACCAAAUUGAUGACUAAUUCCUUAGCGAAACAAUUCAACUUUGAUGGUCAUAAUCCUCAAAAGGCUAAAGUUAAUAAAAGGCCAUUUAAGAAACUGAAACUAUGGGAAUUAUUUCAAGGAGUUAUGCUAUUAAAAUUUCCUACCAGUGAUUUGGAAGAUGCCUUAAAUGCAGUCAGAAAUUGGCUACGAAACGCUGCUGGGCGCAACGUUUCCAAGUUCAAUUGGCUUAACAAUGGAGAAGACUACAUUCGUUUACGCAGUAGUCCGCAGUACUGCGAGCAAGGCAUCCUAAGCAGGACCUCCGAGAUGGCUGCGCAGAUAGGCAGCAGCUCUGCUUAAACGAACAACAAACUGCGCUGCAGUCGGUUGCGCAGGAGGAGACGAGAAAGAGUGGGAGAACAAAUCGCAGACGGGCGGGACGAUCGAGAGCAAUCGCGGGCGGAGAAUGUAAGAAGUGCGCUAAGCACAGUAUACACCUGAGCUCGCCUUUUAAAGGUGUUGCAGAAGCGUGGUGGAAAACCGUACGAUGAAUGCGCCUUUCGCUCAUGAGUUGGAGCAGCAACCGUUCCAGUGAUUCCAACGGUGUGAGCGGAGACAGGAGCGGAGACGAGAGCUGAGAAGAUCCAAGACUUUGUGACGAUUUUGCAUCUCUGAGAUUUGACUCAUCUGAUCGAAUCAGCUCGUCUGAGAGGAGAACGCGCGAUGCGCGACGCUGCUGGUCCGCGCGAACGACGCUGGAAUCGUCGUCGCGAGUCGCGAGUGCUCUUCGAACAAGUGUGUACAUACGAGCAAUUUUGAGAAGGAAAAGAGAGAAUAAGCAUGAGAUAUGAACCAGAGGCUGUGAAUAAUACUCUCGUGUAAAACCGAGCGAUCAUCGAUAUGUCAUCGCGAGGAUCCAGAUUCGACCAGCGUGUUUCCACGAGAAGAGGAAUCAUCCGCGGAUAAGGAUCGAUAGAAUAAGGAAGAUAAUCUCUCUCCAAAAAGCGAAUGACAAGGUACAGCAACCGGUCUCUUCUCGAAGAGCUGGUACAAAUACAUCGGAAUGGAAUCUUGGUAUUCGCGCUUGAUCAACGAUCAGUGAUCAGCGAUCAGCGAUCUGAUGUUACACAAAACUAUACGCACGAAGAGCUUGGCGCGAUAUUUUUUCAUUAAUGGUUUUUUUCUCGGGGAUCUCUCAGCAUUAAGGAAAGAAAUAUUGCGCGCACAGGUUGCAUUGGAUUUGUGGCGCCUGCGCGCUUCGUUAUGUGUAGAGAAUAUAAGUUUAUAUUUAAAAGCGACAUGAGAUUAUAACGCGCAAAGAGCAGGAAUUUAAUAACCGAUUGAUGCAGCAUAAAUGACGCGUAUGAAUCAAUCUUUUUUAAAAUGCAAUAUACAUAUUAGAGAAAAUACUUUUUAUCAUAUAUUGCAUGCUCACAAUGAGCUCUAAACGCGAAUGUUGACUGAUCAAUCAUAUAUUUAUCUUUAAUAUUCUUAUACGAGUGCAUUGACAUAGACAUCAAAAUGCAUAAUUCUAGAUAUGCUGGUUAUCACAUUAACACAAAUCGUGAUUAUAUUACAGAUGGUGAAGAGAGUCAUAGAGCUCCUUCAGAUCGCACCGUGUCUGAGUAUAUCGUUGCCAACGAACAUACUACCAUAGUAAAACCAAUAAAAAAAAAUCACGCAGACAAAUAUGAUAGAGAAGACAGAAGAUCCAGAAGCGCGCACAAUACUCGCGAUUCAGUAUUGUCUGGAUCUUCGAAACAUAGUUUACAUCAGCUUAGCAAAAGUGCCUCACACGGCAGCAUUUGUGACAAUGGUUCAGAUAUAUAUGUCACCAGUGCUGCAUAUAGAGCCACUUCCGACAUAAGUCGGAUAUCACGCCAUAGUUUAGCACCAAGCUCCAGAUUGGAUCACAGAGCGCCUAGUCACUACAGCUAUGGUUCCGGCAGAUCAGGCACUUCGACAGUGAAAACUCGUACAUCACGGAAAGGUGGUAUAGUUGUGGAAACUAUGUCGACACCCAAUCCUUUCUGCCCAAACACCAAAGGUGUUUGUUGCCUUAUGUUACUUCUUAAUCUCGGCUUGAUCCUGGUUACUCUGGGCUUUGUCAUUGUCAUACAAUUCUUCCAACCAUUAGUUGUUUGGAUCUUAGGAAUAGUAUUUCUGGUGUUUGGAUUUUUAACACUGAUUGGCAGUCUUGUGUAUUGUGUACAUGUAUUCAAAAAUGCUAAACACCCACAUGAUAUCAAUCCUGAAGAUCUAUAUUGGACCCAUUACUGGCAAGGUCGUGUUGGUUCUACAGCACCAGAAGUUUAUUAUAAAGCAGAAGACAAAUAUCAGGAUGAUGGCUAUAGUGACCGAUAUAGCAAAUAUUCAGGAAAGUAUUAUGGCAGACAAAAUCAAAGAUAUUGAUUAUAAAAUAUAAAGAAUGCUAUUAACUGAAGUAAAAUUCACUCACUCUGCCUCUUUUUUAAUUCUAUAAAGUAUUUUGGAUACCAAUGAUAAAUAAAAAAACUAAUCUCGGUGCAAUAAAAUAUUACUUAUAAUUUUGUAUAUAUAGACAUUGUA